AUGGGUCAGCACGAUGCCGUUCUCACUGGAGAUACGACUACCAUCGACCUUAGCACAGCCGAGAACUGGGCGACCAAAACGAUAUUGUUGCAAGGCGUGGAAGGGGCAUUUAGCGACCUGUCCGAACAUGACUUGGCCUACUCAUCUGGCAUUGGUGGUUGUUCCACUACCCGACAGCUCAUCGCCGACUUGCUCAAUCGCCACUUCAAGCCCUUCACUCCAGUUGAAAACUCUCACAUUGUCUUGGCAGCUGGAGGCAGUUUCGCCUUGACCGCGCUAGUGGAGCAAAUCUGUGAUCCUGGGGACGGGAUUUUGAUUGCCGCGCCAUACUGGGCCGGUCUGGAUAUUUCCAUCAGCGUUCACUGUCAUGCCACAGUUGUGCCCGUCCAUGUACCCCUGAAUGAUUUCUUCGGCACUGACAGCAUUCGACAUUAUCGAUCGGCGAUUGAAAAUUCUACAAUACCUAUCAAAGCCAUCCUAGUCUGCAACCCCCACAAUCCGUUAGGGCAGUGCUACCCUAAGGAGACUUUGCAGGCUAUGCUCGAGUUUUGCAAGUGUCAUGAGUUGCACUAUAUUUCGGACGAAGUGUAUGCUCUUUCCGCCCAUCGGCCCUUUGCGAUUGAUUUUCAUCCAUUUGUGUCGGCACUUCAACUGGGCGAUGACGGAGUGAGGGAUCAGAUUCAUAUUAUUUACAGCCUUAGCAAGGACUUUGGCUGCAACGGAAUCCGCGUUGGUGCCCUGAUCACUCAAUUCAACGAUGCCGUGCGCCUUAGUAGCGCUCUGAGUGUUCACAGUCAAGUCUCCUCACUGUCGACUGUCUUGGCAUCGAAAUUGAUACUGAAACCUGCCACCAUCGAGGAAACUGCAAAGCAUGGGGGUAAAGAACUGAUGGAAGCCUAUACGUCUAUUCAAUCUUUCCUAGAGAAGGGUGGGAUGGAGUACAUAUCAGUAGCCUAUGAGGCUACUGAGAUGUUUGAAGUCUAG
Penicillium cinerascens is the source of this 984-nucleotide messenger RNA. Its product is annotated as pyridoxal phosphate-dependent aminotransferase. Gene Ontology annotation, molecular function: pyridoxal phosphate binding; transaminase activity. Gene Ontology annotation, biological process: amino acid metabolic process; biosynthetic process. The coding region runs from base 1 to 984 and encodes 327 amino acids. The record is from RefSeq and is a predicted model, not a curated record. Lineage: Eukaryota; Fungi; Ascomycota; Eurotiomycetes; Eurotiales; Aspergillaceae. The transcript has 4 exons.